AUGAGUGCAGCUUAUAACUUUAAGUAAAUCUAAAAGAUCCCCGACGCCAAUGAGUUGAUUGAUAUCACACUUUCUAAGACUCAAAGAAAGACUCCUACUGAGAUUCACGCUAACUUCAAGAUUUCUAGAAUCAGAAAAUUCUACAUGAGAAAGAUCAAGUAUAUGCAGGAGGCCGUAAAUGAAAAACUCACAGGCAUUGUUGAUGGAUUCCCAAAGCUUAAUGAUAUUCACCCCUUCUACGCAGAUCUUAUGAAUAUUCUCUAUGAUAAGGAUCAUUACAAGUUGGCUCUCGGUCACGUCAACAAAGCUAAAUCAAUUGUGGACAAUGUUGCCAAUGAUUAUGUUAGAUUAUUGAAGUAUGCAGAUAGUUUAUAUAGAGCUAAACAACUCAAGAGAGCUGCUCUAGGUAGACAAUGCACCUUGAUGAAGAAGCUGAAAUCCUCCUUAAGCUAUCUUGAGGAAGUUAGAAAGCAUUUGGCCAGAUUACCUUAGAUUGAUCCAAACCAAAGAACCUUGAUUGUGACUGGUUACCCGAAUGUCGGUAAGUCCAGUUUCAUGAAUAAUGUCACUGAUGCUAAUGUUGAUGUUCAACCUUACGCCUUCACAACUCAAUCUUUAUAUGUCGGUCACACUGAUUACAAGUAUGCUAGAUGGCAGGUAAUUGAUACCCCAGGUAUCCUUGAUCACCCACUUGAUGAGAGAAACACAAUUGAAAUGCAAUCUAUCACUGCUCUUGCUCAUUUAAACGCUUGUAUUCUCUACUUUAUCGAUAUAUCAGAAACUUGCGGAUAUACUAUUGAGUAGCAAAUCUCACUUUUCAAGAACAUCAAGCCUCUAUUCUAAUCAAAGCCAUUAGUGAUUGUACUAACAAAGAUUGAUUUGGUUAAGUAUGGUGAGUUGGACAAGCAGACCAAAGACAUGAUUGAGAAGCUAGCUAAGGAGCACAACGCUUACCUUAUCUAAAUGAGUAAUUAAAGUGGAGACGGUAUUAGUGAUGUCAAGCAAAAAGCUUGCGACAUUCUUCUAGAUUAUAGACUCACAUAGAAAGCUAAGGACCCUAAGAAGACUGAAGCUCUUAUGAAUAGAUUGCAUAUCACUCAGCCAAAGAAGAGAGAUAACAUUGAUAGACCAGCCAUUAUUCCUGACACAGUUAAAUAGGGAUUGAAAAAGACAGGCCCAACAAUUAAGGACCUCUAAGAAGAAUUUGGUGGUGCUGGAAAUUUCUACAUUCCAGUUGAAGAGCAUUAUCAACUUGAAGAUGAGGAAUGGAAAUUCGAUAGAUGGCCUGAGUUUUACUUGGGCAAGAAUGUAAUGGACUACUACGAUCCAGACAUAGAAGAAAAGCUCUAGAAACUUGAGGAAGAAGAAGAUAAAUUAUUGAAGAUGGAGUCAAAUGAAAACGAUCUUAUGGAGGAUGAAGAGAACUCUGACGGAAUCACUUAUGAUGAUCUCAAGAAAGCUCUCAAGGAAGUUAGAGGCAAGAAAGCCAUUUUUAAAUUGAAUCACAAAUUGAAGAAAAAUCUCAGAGCCAGAUCUAAGAACAAGAAGCUCUCAGAUUUGGAAGAGCAUCUUGAGAAGAAAGGUAUCCAAGUCAAUAAAGAGUCACUUAGAUAGAGAGUUAAGCAGAGAAAAUCAAUUGGUGAUUUAGAGGGCAAUUAAGACAAAUUGUUCAACAAAGCACUAGACAGUGAUGGCAGUGAAGACGAUAUGAUGGAUGUUGAUGAUGACAAAAGAGUUGGUCGUAAAAGAAAGAGAUCAAUGUCAAUGUCAGAUGAUUAUGAUGAAGUAGAUCAGGUUUCAGGCAGAGGAAAGUCAACCAAAUAAUCAUCAGGCAAAAAGAUGCGCUCCCUCACUCCAGCAUAACUUAAGAUCACUGCUUCUUCCAAAGUCAGAUCUAUGUCUAAGGCAAGAAGAGAAGGUUCAGUCCCACAACCCCAUCCAACCAGAGUGGUUCCAGAAGAGCAAAUCAGGCUGGCCAAGAAAAUCAAUAAAAGAUUUAAGCAUACCCUAAAUAUCAACGAGGCAGAUAGACAUAUCCCCAUAAAGAAGCCCAAGCAUCUAUACACUGGCAAGAGAAGCAAUGGAAAGACAGAUAGAAGAUGA
This is a messenger RNA of Stylonychia lemnae, 2103 nucleotides long. Lineage: Eukaryota; Ciliophora; Spirotrichea; Sporadotrichida; Oxytrichidae. The record is from the annotation of a GenBank genome assembly.